Molecule: messenger RNA, 1086 nt
Organism: Cyprinodon variegatus (sheepshead minnow)
Lineage: Eukaryota; Metazoa; Chordata; Actinopteri; Cyprinodontiformes; Cyprinodontidae
Product: trace amine-associated receptor 13c-like
Exons: 1
Coding region: 106-1086 (326 amino acids)
Biological process (GO): G protein-coupled receptor signaling pathway
Cellular component (GO): membrane
Molecular function (GO): trace-amine receptor activity
Source: RefSeq, a predicted model, not a curated record
UAGCAGGCAUAAAAAGGAGCAGAGAUAAGCAGCAAUUGUUAAGAAGUCACAGUGAGUCCAGUUAGUGAGGUUAACAGCUCUCCCUGUGCCCCACCCUGAAAGAUCAUGGAGGACAACCUGGACAGGGCUGAACUCUGCUACCCUCAGCUCCUGAACAGGUCCUGCAGCGGAGUGAAGCGACCUCGCUCUGAGGCCGUCCUGCUCUACACGCUGCUCUCCUCCAUCACCAUUGUCACUGUUGCAUUAAACCUGCUGGUGAUCAUCUCCAUCUCUUAUUUCAGACAGCUGCAGACCCCCACCAACAUGUUGCUGCUGUCCUUGGCCACCUCAGACCUCCUGGUGGGGCUGCUGGUGAUGCCGGUGGAAGUGGUGCGCUUCAUUGAGCCCUGCUGGCUGCUGGGGGAAGCCAUGUGUGCUCUGUCUUACAUUGUUGGCUUCACUCUCACCUCAGCCUCUGUGGGGAACAUGGUGUUGAUUUCGAUGGAUCGUUACGUCGCCAUCUGCUUUCCCUUGCAGUACGCCACUAAAAUCACUCGUAGCAGAACUGAGGUAUCUGUGAGCCUUUGCUGGGCCUGCUCUCUCCUGUACAACGGCGUCAUCUUAAAGGACCAUCUCAGGCAGCCAGACAGAUACAACUCCUGCUACGGGGAGUGUCUGGUGGUCAUUAGCUACGUCUCAGGAACCGUCGACCUUGUGUUCACGUUCAUCGCCCCUUGCUCGGUUAUCGUCCUCCUGUACAUGAGAGUGUUUGUAGAGGCGGCGUCGCAGGCCAGAGCCAUGCGGUCUCAGGUGGCAGCCUUCACAGUCACAGCAAAGAAAUCCGAGAAGAAAGCAGCCAGGACUCUCGGUAUCGUUAUAUUCAUGUUUCUGAUGACUUUCUGUCCGUAUUAUUACCCGUCUCUUGCAGGGCAAGACAUCUCCAACAAUGCCUCGUCUUGGGCUAUCGUGUCUUGGAUGGUGUAUUUUAAUUCCUGCUUGAAUCCAAUAAUAUAUGCCUUUUUCUAUCCCUGGUUCAGAAAAAGUAUUUAUUUAAUAGUCACCUUAAAAAUCCUUAAGGAUGACUGCUCUCACAUAAAUAUACUUUAG